AGUAUUGUAGAUCGUUUUGAUAGAGAAGGCCGAAUUACUUCUAAACCACGAGGUGGUGAUAAAAAAUCAAUAUUAAAUGAGCAACACAAAAAUUUUUUAGAGGAAGCUAUUGAGCAGGAGCCUUGGAUUACUAUUGCAGAUCUAAUCCAAGAAUUAGUGGAUCAGUUUCCAAAUCUACAGUUAAGUGAUCGGACUGUUGCACGGUAUAUAAGAAAUAUGGGUUUUACCUUAAAAAGACUGACAGUAGUACCAGAAGGUCGAAAUUCUGAUGACACAAUUCAAAAAAGAAAACAAUAUGUAGAAAGAAUUUAUAAUGAAAAUAUUAAUAUUUAUAGUGACAUGGUUUAUAUCGAUGAAACUGGUUUUAAUCUUCAUCUUUCAACAUUGAGAGGUCGUGCACGCCAUGGGCAACCAGCAAUCCGUAAGGUUGUAAAUAAUAGGAGAAAAAAUAUAUCUGUUAUUGCUGCAAUUAAUGAAGAUGGAGUCUUGCACUAUAAGUCUAUUUUAGGUUCAGUAAACGAAGAAAUUUUGACUACUUUUAUUAAUGAACUUAAUGAUAUUAUUCCAAGUGGUAAGUUUUUAGUAAUGGACAACGUUCGUUUUCACAGAACCGAUGUAAUUAAAGAAGCCAUUGAAAAUACUAUACAUGAAAUUUUCUACCUCCCUCCUUAUUCUCCUUUUUUGAACCCGAUUGAAAAUUGUUUUUCAAAAGUUAAAAAUUCUGUUGCAAGAAUUCAUUUAAGAAAUAGAGAAACCAUUUUAGGUAGGAUUAAUGAUGCAUUCAAUAUAGUUACGGAAGAGGAUUGUAAAGGGUGGAUAAGGCAUACUUCUUCGUAUUUUCAACCUAUUUUGGGUGUUUAUUAUUUUAAUAAUAAAUAUGAUAAUGUUGGUAAUGAAAAUGAACUCGUUGCUGAAAUAGCUGCGAGCAUUUUUAGAGCUGCCGCACUAUCUGGUGCUUCUACUAGAAUUCAUGAGGUUUUGGAAUUAUGUGACAGAAUAGAACAAGACUAUGUUGGUAAAGGUUUAUUGCGAGCUGCCGAUUUGGAUGUCAAGGAUCAAAAAACAGUUGAUGAAUUUCUCUUGAAAUUGGAUAACAUUCCAAAUAAAUCAAACCUUGGUGCAAAUGCGAUUCCUGGUAUAUCUUUUGGAGUCACUAAAGCUGGUGCUACUAAAAAGCCGAUCUUACUGGAAGUAAAAAACCUUAUGUUCUUUCUAUAUCCAUUUUCAAUCAUAAAAAUUGGUUCUGAGGUUUAUCAUUCUUUGAAAUCUGUUAUCAAAUCAAAAUAUGAUCAAGAUGCUACUAACGUUAGUGAUGAAGGUGACUUCGCUCCAAAUAUACAAGACAAUAAAGAAUGUUUUAAACUACUUAAAGAUGCUAUUAAAAAGCUGGUUCUAACUAUAAAAAUAGAGGGUGAAUAUUAA
Cetraspora pellucida is the source of this 1422-nucleotide messenger RNA. Lineage: Eukaryota; Fungi; Glomeromycota; Glomeromycetes; Diversisporales; Gigasporaceae. The record is from the annotation of a GenBank genome assembly.